CAUAAAGAAGACUCAAAACAGGAGCCAAACAAAAGACUCAAAACAGGAGCCAUCUCACUCAUGACUUUACCAAACCUUAAUAAUGAUGCACUAGUAUAUUCCCACUAAACCACACUAACUAUUCAAUUCUAGUGAUCUUCUUAAUAUACUGUAUUCUUUAUUGCUUGACUUUUACUUUACUUUGAUAUUCUGAGCCUGCAACUACAAUGGAUUCUCAAGAAAUGAUGAAAACAAUAAAACCUCAAGAAAUCCAUUUAGUAUCAACCACAACAGAUGAUUGUGAAGAAUACAAUUUAUUACUCUGGGCAUUAAAUCAUUCAUCUAUAGUUGGUUUAGAUGCUGAAUGGGCAUGUUCUAAUGAGAUUAGAAUAUACACUUUCCCAACUGUUGCUCUUCUUCAAAUAGCUUGUAGAAUCAAUGAUGAACACUUAGAGGAUAGAGAUUCACAGAACAAAAUCUUGGUUUUCUUAGUUGAUCUUCAAGAGAUUGUUAGACUUUCCUCUACCCUUACUUCAAUUUAUCAACUUCUUAAGGAUUUGUUUGCAUCACCUCAUAUAUUGAAACUUGGGUUUUCAUUUAAGCAAGAUUUUACUUACUUGUCGUCUACUUUUGCAUCUCAUGGUUUCCCUCCUGGAUUUGAUAAGCUAGCACCAUUCGUAGAUAUUUCAACUCUAUAUCAUGAAGGCCAGCUACAACAGAAGCAACCGGGAGAAGAAAUUUCUAAGAAUUUGAAAGGCUUGGCAACUGUAUGCAAAGAAGUGAUUGGUGUUACACUUUCCAAGGAACUUCAAUGUAGCGACUGGUCAUUCCGCCCUCUAACAGAAGAUCAAAAAACAUAUGCUACUGUGGAUGCACAGUGCUUACUGGAAAUCUUUGAUGUUUUUGAGGAGAAGGUUCUUAUAGAAGAAGCCUCUAAUUUCAACGCCUCACGCGUAAAGACUGCUCCACCAAGAAUUUCUCUAUUGAACAUUAUUGGAAGAUACGGCGAAAAAAAUUUUCUGAAGCAUUUCGAUAGAAAACCGAAAACUCCUAAACAACCACCGCAACCAUUUAGUAAGAAAACAAGGAAGAAAAUGCAAAAGUUAGCUGCACCGCUUAAGAUUCGCAAAUCUUCCACCUCAGCAGAUACAACUAAGGAAGCUAAAUUCAAUGAAGGUUGUGGUAAUUUGCAAGAAGCUAAACUCAUUGAAAGUCGUGGUGAUCUGCAAGAGCCUCCACCAGGAGAUUCUUCGUUAGUUAUUCUUGCUCCACCAGGUCCACCAGAGGAUUCGUCGUUGAUUACUCUUAGUACUCCACCUCAGCAGUUGAGUAAGAAAUCAAGGAGGACGAAGAAGAAGAUGCAAAGCUUAGCUUUACCGGUAUAAAAUUGUCAGACCUACGACAUCAGCGAAUUUAACCGAGGAUGCUAAACUGAUUGAAGGUUUCGGUGACUCACAAGGGCCUGCACCAGGGGACUCGUCUUCUUGUGGUGAUGUAGGGGGUGAUGGGUGCGCAAAACCUGUGGGUGCUGUCAUGCCUCAAGCUAAAGUUGCUAAAAGUAUUCCAAAUCGUGGUGGUCACAACUCCACCGAGGACUCUGUAGUCUGCCAACUUUGUGGUAAGCCUUCUCAUACCGCUUCUGAUUGCUACAAACGCUUUGAUAAGGGUUUCAAACCGCGAUGGAUAAAGAAAGGGAGGACACAGCCUGCAUCUUCUCAACCUCCCAGUUGUGUCUGUCACACAUCCUUCCUCUACUGUUUUUGAGUGUGUGAUUUGACUAGUCGUCUACCCAAAAUGUACCAAGUUAUAUUUGGUGGUUAUAUCCAAAAUUAUACUGUUUGUAAAUUUGGAUAGUGUAAUCAACUUUGUUACUGAAUCAUCGUUAGAGUGUGUGCACAGGAUCAGACUUUAGACAGGUCGGACACAUCACUUGGCCCUAAUUUCCAAAUGGAUUUUAACAAACUGCCACACUUGCG
Papaver somniferum (opium poppy) is the source of this 1955-nucleotide messenger RNA. Its product is annotated as exonuclease mut-7 homolog. The transcript has 6 exons. The record is from RefSeq and is a predicted model, not a curated record. Gene Ontology annotation, biological process: nucleobase-containing compound metabolic process. Lineage: Eukaryota; Viridiplantae; Streptophyta; Magnoliopsida; Ranunculales; Papaveraceae. The coding region runs from base 207 to 1364 and encodes 385 amino acids. Gene Ontology annotation, molecular function: nucleic acid binding; 3'-5' exonuclease activity.